GUAUAGCAAUGACUGUACGGAUACCCAAAAGUGCCACUCAUUUAUAACAUUGCUUUUGACAAAGCAUUAGACGAUUGAAAAGUGGUGUCAAUUGUAACGAUUGGGACAACAAUUGACUCAACUGUCCGAAGAAGUUAUUGUUGAUUAUCAGUUGAUUACAAAUAAGUCAUUUUCAAUGGUUUUAGCCGACCGUUUGGCCAAUGAGUCGAAAUAUAACGGUUCUAAUGGCCGUAGAAACCGUGCGGUCAGUCCUCAGCCACGGCUAGAAUCGGCUCUUAAUAACAAUAAUGGCAUUCAUUCUACUGAUGACAGCAACCAUUCAGACGACUCAGACCAUGGAAUGAGAGUGGGAUCUGAAUAUCAGGCAAUAGUUCCAGAAAUGGUGUCUAUACUUCCAGCUCCCGAUCACGAACCUGAACGAGCAGUUCUCGUAUGGUCGCCGUGUAAUGACAUUCCCGAUAUUAAGCUGGACGAUUAUCUGAAUUUGGCGAAAGAAAAGUACACUUAUAAUAGUGAACAGGCCUUAGGGAUGUUGUGUUGGCAUAAAUUCAAUUUAGAGAAAGCAAUGGCAGACUUACCUAAUUUUACGCCUUUUCCCGAUGAGUGGACAGUUGAGGAUAAAGUGCUUUUUGAACAGGCCUUUCAGUUUCAUGACAAACAUUUCCAUAAAAUUAGACAAAUGUUGCCCGACAAAUCAAUUGCAAGUUUAGUAAAGUAUUACUACUCGUGGAAGAAAACCCGCAGUCGAACAAGUCUUAUGGAUAGACAGGCAAAGAAGCUGACAUCACAUAAAGAUGAUGGAAGUGAUGUCGGUUCAGAUAACGGUUCUGAUAAUGAAAGUGAUACGACAAACAAUAAGGAAUUAUCUGUUCAGAAUUCAAGAGAUGGUAAACCCAUGUGUUCUAAUUGUUUUACGACAUCAAGUGGUCAAUUCCACAACACUAAUAAAGGAGUUCUUUGUCGAACUUGUUAUUCUUAUUGGCGCCGAACGGGAGCCAUGAAGAACACGACUACACAUAAGAAACACGAAUCGGCAUCCAAUCGACACAUUCAAUUGAAACCUCGUAAACCUCCGCGAGGAAUGUAUUUGAGUAAUGACGACCUGAUUGCCAUCGCUAAUGGUCCUCCGGGUCAGGGAGACGCCAUUCUCAAAGGUCUCGACUCAGAAGUAAUUACUUUAAAAAGAAACGUUCAAAAUAACAAACAAAUUAUAAGUCAAUCGAAACACAAAAUAGGAGAUGGAAUGGAAGGCUUUCGUUUGUCAGAAAAUACGGCUCGUAUUAACAGUCGCUGGUCUAAUGAUGAACUGUUACUCGGCGUUCAAGGGGUCCGUAAAUACGGAAAAGAUUUUAAAGCCAUCGCCGAAGUAAUCGGAAACAAAAGUGAAGCACAUGUCCGCACAUUCUAUGCUAACCAUCAAAAAAGAUUUAAUUUGAAUGCUGUACUCAAAGAAUAUGAAAAUGAAAAUGGAGUCAUUGAUGAUGAAGAAAAUAAAGAUAAAACCGACAAUCAUAACGAUUCUGUGGCUGUCGAGCGCUCAAACUCUCCGCAAAUCACUUCACAUAUUAGUAGCGGUCAAUCGACAUCAGGUGUCGGCUCAGCACCGCCUCCAUUGAGACCAAUUCAUUCAACUAAUACUUCAAUUUCUUCAAAAAUAGAAAAAUCAAGUUUACUACCCCGACAACCACCGCCCCCACCCCUUACACCCAAUUCAAACUUAAGAUCAAAUAAGUAAUAUAUAUUUCACAGUAAAAUAAAUCCAAUAUAUGCACCAAAGUUUGUUGCAAUUGUAAACUAUUAUUUAGAAAUUAAAACCCCUUUUAUAACAAUUCAAAUUUAAUUUUAAUAAACAUAUCUUA
Molecule: messenger RNA, 1859 nt
Organism: Oppia nitens
Lineage: Eukaryota; Metazoa; Arthropoda; Arachnida; Sarcoptiformes; Oppiidae
Product: REST corepressor 1-like
Exons: 7
Coding region: 176-1735 (519 amino acids)
Biological process (GO): negative regulation of DNA-templated transcription; regulation of transcription by RNA polymerase II
Cellular component (GO): histone deacetylase complex; transcription regulator complex
Molecular function (GO): transcription corepressor activity
Source: RefSeq, a predicted model, not a curated record